AUGCCUUUUUCUCACCAAAGAAAGACCUCUUUUGAAGAAAUAGACCCAUUUGCCGCGGCAGAUACCUACUACGGGCCCCAGACAGACCCCUCGAAGUCCAAUAAGAACUCCAGGUAUGGCCGAACAAGGACAAUGUCUGCGGUUGUUCCUAGCCACCGCAAACUGUUCCAUCAAGAUACGUUCUCGCCUUCGCCCACGCCUUCGAACGGGUCGGCGGUGUUUGACCUGCACCAUGAAUCGGACGAUGACAACGACUCGGCGGUGUCGGGUCCGCCCUGUGCAUCGGGAUCGGACGUUGCUUCUCCCUCCGAAUCUACCUCAUUGCUUGUUCGGGAUCACAAUCUGGACGCUGUCAAUGCCAGCAAGAUGUACUCGCUUCCGGCGCCGUCGUCGGGAACGUUGAACAGCGGCACGAGCAACACCACGCUGAGACGGCGUGGAUCUGCAGACGAUUCUUCCAGCAUGAAGAACUCCAAACGGUUUUUUAUCAGUGACAUCGACGCCACUUUGGAAGAGCUGUUGGAAAACGAAGACACAGAUAGAAACUACCAGAUCACCAUCGAGGAUAGUGGACCCAAGGUUUUGAAACUGGGAACCGCAAACUCCAACGGGUUCAGACAAUACGAUAUCAGAGGAACAUACAUGUUGUCCAACUUACUACAGGAAUUGACAAUUGCCAAACGCAUGGGUCGCAAGCAGAUGAUUCUCGACGAGGCCAGAUUGAACGAGAACCCGGUCAACAGACUCAAAAGACUCAUUUCCAAGACGUUCUGGAAAAACCUCACUCGAAGACUUGACGAGGACACGGUGAUUGAGAUGGCUUUGGAUACCAAGAUCGACACUCCAGAGGCGAAGAUGCCUAGGAUCUACGUUCCCCACAACUGUCAAGAGCAUUUUGCCUUCUACGAGUCGCUGGCCAAGAAAUGUCCCGAACAAAAUCUCCAGGUAGAGUAUCUUCCCGAGAAGAUUGAUGCCGACUACAUCAAGUCAAUCAAUCACAAGCCGGGACUUCUGGCAUUGGCUGCACGCAGAAAGAGCAACAAGUACGGCGAUUUGGAAGGGUUCCCGUACGUUGUUCCUGGCGGACGGUUUAACGAACAGUAUGGCUGGGAUUCCUAUUUCGAGACCCUGGGAUUGCUCUCCUGCGAUAUUGUCGAGCCGUGUAUCGGCAUGUGCGAGAACUUUAUUUUCGAGAUCGAGAACUACGGCAAGAUCCUGAACGCAAACCGGUCGUACUACUUGGGAAGAUCACAGCCUCCAUUUUUAACCGACAUGGCAAUCCAGGUUUUCACCUAUUUGCAACAGAAGAGAGAUAUUGAGGAUCUUGAUUUCUUGGAAAGAUCUGUUCGCGCAGCUAUCAAAGAAUACUAUACCGUCUGGUGUUCCGAACCAAGACUUGACCCAGAGACCGGGUUGUCGUGCUACCACCCAGAUGGUAAAGGCAUUCCUCCAGAAACAGAGGCCACGCAUUUCUGUGCUGUUUUACAACCAUACUGUGAGAAAUACGGCGUUUCGUUUGAGGAAUUUACAAAGAAGUACAAUAACGGCGAGAUCGUGGACCACGAGCUGGACAUUUACUUUCUGCACGACCGUGCAGUGAGAGAAAGCGGCCAUGACACGUCGUACCGGCUGGAAGGAGUGUGUGCUGAUUUGGCCACCGUGGACCUAAACUCGCUGUUGUACAAGUACGAGCGCGACAUUGCGCAGAUAAUUCGCAAGUACUUCAACAACCAUCUGGUGAUCAACGACAACACAGAGACGGCCGAGAAAUGGGAGCAGCUAGCCGAACGCCGCAAACAGCUCAUCGAUAAGUACAUGUGGAACGAGGAGAAGGGCAUCUACUUUGACUACAACGUGCGGACCAAGAAGCAGAGUCUGUACGAGUCUGCCACGACGUUCUAUCCGCUAUGGGCCAAGCUUGCUUCACGGGAGCAGGCCAGAGCGUUGGUAGAGAAAGCUCUACCGAAGUUCGAGGUGUUUGGCGGGAUUGUGAGCGGUACCAAGGAGUCCUUGGGAGAGAUUGGUUUGGACAAACCGUCUAGACAAUGGGACUAUCCGUUCGCGUGGUCGCCGCACCAGAUCAUGACCUGGAAAGGUUUGCAGAACUAUGGCUAUGGGGCCAUAGCCAAACGGUUGUCGUACAGAUGGUGCUAUCUAAUCACUCUUGCGUUUGUGGACUUCAACGGAAUUGUUGUUGAGAAGUACGACGCAACGUCGACACAGGAGCCGCAUAAAGUCGACGCCGAGUACGGCAACCAGGGGUCAGACUUCAAGGGAGUUGCUACCGAAGGGUUUGGCUGGGUCAAUGCCGGGUAUUUAUUGGGAUUGGAGAAUCUCGACAAGAGCGGUAUUCGUGCUUUGGGACUGGUCACUUCUCCUAUUGACCUGUUUCCCAAGAUGAAUUCGACCGAACGUCGCAAUUACGGAUUAGAAUGA
Molecule: messenger RNA, 2436 nt
Organism: Ogataea philodendri
Lineage: Eukaryota; Fungi; Ascomycota; Pichiomycetes; Pichiales; Pichiaceae
Exons: 1
Coding region: 1-2436 (811 amino acids)
Biological process (GO): trehalose catabolic process
Cellular component (GO): cytoplasm
Molecular function (GO): alpha,alpha-trehalase activity; calcium ion binding
Source: RefSeq, a predicted model, not a curated record